AUGACAACAUUGAUAAUUGUACUUUGGCGUCACCGUUUGAAUUUUCAUGGCUAUUGCAAACAAACUACAGAUCCAAGUUUCAGAGUAGUUGUUGUUGGGCCAGAAAACUCGAUUAGUGAUGAUACGUGUGUUGAUGUCCACUAUCAAAUUCAGCCAGCAUUUGGUCCACGUAAUCAUUGCCAUGCGCUAUUGAUAGAAAAAGUUCGGGAACUUGUCUCGAAUUACGGGUUAACUAGACGAAUCAUUGUUACUUUCGAAGCCGAGUUGCAAUAUUUGAUGGCUAAAAUUAGGUUUGAGUCCGGUAUUGAGGGACUUCUACCCGAUCAUGUGGAACAAGUUGUGCAUAUGAAGGAAAUGAAACUUAUUGCUAGAAGAAAUGGUCUUAUGACUUUGAGGCAAACGAUAAUUCCUUUGAAAGCUGAGCCAUCAUUGUGGUUGAGACGUAUUGUCACCCAACUUGACGGAUUUCCCGUAUUUAUACGAUCAUGUGAAGCGAAACAUGGACGCAAAAUAACACGUUACUCAAUUCAUGACUGUGAUGAAAUGCAGUAUUGGAUUAAGAGUAAACUGGAAGCAGAAAAUAAACAUGACAGGGAAUUUAUUGUAGAAGAAUGUCUACGAAACGGUUAUGAGUUUGUAUCUUUAUAUUCCAAUUCUGGUUUUAUCUGCACUAUAGCAAGAUUGGGUGCAGAGGGAACAUUAUUUGAAAGUAUUCGGGAUCAAAAACCAUAUGCCUACGAAUACCUUACAGUGGAUCAAACACGAGAUAUUUUACCAGGAGUUGAGUCGUUUGUCCUGCGAACUGCAAAGUCACUUCCUGUAAUACCGAACUCAUCUUUCGUGUUCAUUAAAGGAUUUUAUAAGAAUCAUAGCGACAUUUAUUUACUUGGAACCUACCUGCAACCAUUGUGUGAUUCUCAUCGACGGUUAAUUGAAGCAGCUAACCAUGGGGUAGGCUGGGAAAUCCUUCUCUUGAACUGCAUGGAGGAAGUAUUGCAAACAGCUAACCGACCAUAUGACAUGCAAAAAUCAACCGAAAAUCAUCAUGUACUGGUGAAUUUUCCGAGCAUAGAAGGCGUUUUGCUACAUCAGACGAAUAUAACAAAACGGAGUUCAAGUAUGCGUGUAAUUUGGAAAGCUUGCGAAGGUCAAGAAUUGACCAAUUGUACAUCUUCCGAUGAUAAUAUCUUGCAGAUAUUUCUCUCCAAUCCGAAUAGAGCGGAAGUGAUCGCCGAUGCUCGAGACCUGAUAGAAAACACCUACAUUGCUGUUGACCGUUCGGUUGAUAAACAAAACUUUUGUAAUGACAUACGAGCAAAGGACUGCAGUCAUUUCAUUCGAGAAACUUGCAAGAGGCUAUAUUCCAGUGAAAGUAGUUGUUUAAGAAUAAGGUCAGCAUUGCAAAUAUCUUCAUCAUCAAUUACUCCAAAAACAUUAAUGCUAUUCGUGCGCUCACAUUGUUCUCUAUCGUAA
This is a messenger RNA of Brugia pahangi, 1473 nucleotides long. NCBI's taxonomy places the organism in Eukaryota, Metazoa, Nematoda, Chromadorea, Rhabditida, Onchocercidae. The record is from the annotation of a GenBank genome assembly.